Coccomyxa subellipsoidea C-169 is the source of this 1137-nucleotide messenger RNA. RefSeq lists its product as hypothetical. The record is from RefSeq and is a predicted model, not a curated record. The transcript has 8 exons. NCBI's taxonomy places the organism in Eukaryota, Viridiplantae, Chlorophyta, Trebouxiophyceae, Coccomyxaceae. Bases 1 to 1137 code for a protein of 378 amino acids.
AUGGGUUGUGCAGCAGGGACCUUUGUGGAUGGAGAGCGGCUGGAGAAGUCUGCCAUGGCACCAGUGGUUCCUGGCAAAAGUGUCAUCACCAUCGGACGCUGCCUGAAUGAGUACACCCUUAUACUUGAGGCUGCUGAGCAUGGCGCAAAGAAAGCUGGCACUCCCCUCGAGUCCUACCAGCAGCGCCGCAAUAGCAGCCUCGAAGCUGGGCCGCGCGAGAGGCACACGGGGGAUCGACCCCGGCAGGACUCCCCACCGCAGAAAACCCAUCGUGGUCACAGGGAUGAGCAAGAAAUGGCAGCGGCGCAUAGGCAGCGUGAGACGAGCAGGGGCCAUGCAGAUAGGCCCAGAGAGUAUCUGCCCUCUAAGAGAGAAGCUCCCAGGGGAGACUACAGGGCGCCGGGUCACAGGGAUUACCACAGGGGCGGUGGGCGCGGCAGGGAUGGAUUCUCACACCGCAACUCUCCGCCCGGCCGUGAAAGGGACAGCGGCAGAAGGUUUGAUGCCCAAGGGAACAGCAGAGACCAUCGUGGCGCCAGCGGCUACAGGCGAUCAGACGAGCCAGACAGGCACGGCCACAGGCGCAGCGGACGGCGGUCCAGAUCGCCAGAGGCACAGCGCAAGAGGAGGAGUGCCGAGUCGGAGGGCGACGCCGAGCGCCGCGCGGCCGAGGAGCGGCGGCAGAAGCGAAAGACCGCAUUCAAUGAUGCGCCUGCAGGGACAGCUGCAGCCGGGCUGCAGCAGACUCCCGCUCAGAUUGUGAUGGGGAUGAUGGGCCCUGGGGGCGUCCCGCUGCCGACUGGGAUGCUGAACGCGGAGCAGAAGAAGAAGCUGCUCUGGGGAAAGAAGGCUGAGGAGGUCCAGACAGUUCCGGUGACUGAGGCUUUUGGUGCCAACCGAUGGGACACCGCUGAGUUUUCAAAUGAGGGCGACAAGGAGAAGUUUAUCAAGCUCAUGGGUGUGAAAAGGGUGCCGACAGUGCCCACUGCAGCAAUGGCACAGGCUCAACCAGCUUCACCAACAGAGCGAGAAGCCCUCACAAGAGAGCGGCAGGACAAGCUUUUACAUAAUGUGGAGGCACAGUUCAUGGCUGGGCUCAGGAGGGCGGACGGGCGCACUGUUGGGCUUGGCCUCUGA